AUGUAUUUCACUAGUCUCACUCAGACUGUGCUGGCUGGCCUCGCGUUCCAUGCUGGUACGGCAGCCGCCAUUUUCGAGUGCAACCCAGACCAGCAUGCCUUCGAUCCCACCAAGAACAAGUUUGUGGUUCACUACACUUCCAUCCGCGACUCCAACUAUGACAAUGGUCAACCUUGGGUGCGCAUUUGUAUGCCAAAGGGCGACUUGAGCGGCUGGAUUGACGUUGACCCGCUGCAAACGCCUUGCUCAGAUAAUCCUGCCACCCAUCUGACUGUGUCUCAGACGGGUCUCCACCAUGAGCUGGUUGUGACAAAUGGCGAGGGAUGUGACUCUGGCAGCGGGCAUGGCCUGAAUGGUGCAUCUAUUGCGUACAACGACCAGGUGGCCGUCUUGGAAGGUUCGAACGGUCGUUGUGGAGACCGUGAUCACGGCGUGUCGUGCGAAUUUGACUUGGACUAA
Molecule: messenger RNA, 459 nt
Organism: Diaporthe amygdali
Lineage: Eukaryota; Fungi; Ascomycota; Sordariomycetes; Diaporthales; Diaporthaceae
Exons: 2
Coding region: 1-459 (152 amino acids)
Source: RefSeq, a predicted model, not a curated record